Molecule: messenger RNA, 1102 nt
Organism: Vicugna pacos (alpaca)
Lineage: Eukaryota; Metazoa; Chordata; Mammalia; Artiodactyla; Camelidae
Gene: NUBPL
Product: NUBP iron-sulfur cluster assembly factor, mitochondrial
Biological process (GO): mitochondrial respiratory chain complex I assembly; iron-sulfur cluster assembly
Cellular component (GO): mitochondrion
Molecular function (GO): ATP binding; 4 iron, 4 sulfur cluster binding; ATP-dependent FeS chaperone activity
Source: RefSeq, a predicted model, not a curated record
GUCAUCACCCUGCGCCAGCCGCGACGGUCCCCGGAUUGGGCUCGGAACAGCGUUCCGCGCCAUGGGGGCUUUGCGGCGUUUGCUGCUUUUUGGUGGGGUGUCGCUUCGGGGCUGUGGUGGGGCUUGUACCCCACUUGGGGGAAGCCGACUGUUGGUUUGUCGGCGCCAGUUAUCUGGCGCUGAGAGUGAGACUCUAAAACAAAGAAGAACACAAAUCAUGUCCCGAGGACUUCCAAAGCAGAAACCAAUAGAAGGUGUUAAACAAGUUAUAGUUGUGGCUUCUGGAAAGGGUGGAGUUGGAAAGUCUACUACAGCAGUGAACCUUGCACUCGCCCUAGCAGCAAAUGAUUCGUCAAAGGCCAUUGGUUUGUUAGAUGUGGAUGUGUAUGGUCCUUCAAUUCCAAAGAUGAUGAAUCUGAAAGGGAGUCCAGAAUUAUCACAGAACAACUUAAUGCGGCCUCUUUUGAAUUAUGGCAUUGCUUGUAUGUCCAUGGGCUUUCUAGUUGAAGAGACUGCACCGGUUGUUUGGAGAGGCCUGAUGGUAAUGUCAGCCAUUGAGAAACUGUUGAGGCAGGUAGAUUGGGGUCAACUGGACUACUUAGUUGUUGACAUGCCACCAGGAACUGGAGAUGUGCAGUUGUCAGUCUCACAGAAUAUUCCCAUUUCAGGCGCUGUGAUUGUCUCCACGCCCCAGGAUAUUGCAUUGAUGGAUGCACGUAAGGGAGCUGAGAUGUUUCGAAAAGUCCACGUGCCUGUUCUGGGCCUUGUCCAAAAUAUGAGUGUUUUCCAGUGUCCAAACUGUAAACACAAAACUCAUAUUUUUGGUGCUGAUGGUGCAAGGAAACUAGCACGGACCCUUGAUCUUGAUGUUCUAGGAGAUGUUCCCUUACAUCUUAAUAUAAGGGAAGCUUCAGAUACAGGCCAGCCGAUUGUGUUUUCACAGCCUGAAAGUGAUGAGGCCAAAGCCUACCGAAGAAUUGCUACUGAAGUGGUAGGAAGAUUGCCACCACCUCCGGAGUGAUUCCCCAGGUGCCCUGGAAAUUUGCCUGAUGCUUGACGUUGAGACCUUUGGAAAUCAGCCGUGUGGUGGUGAAACUUGUGG